UGAGGCACUAUCUGGAGAAAGAAAUGAAGGAUGGAUAUCAAACUUUUCAGAGCAAGAAGACAAACCCAUCUCCAAUUUUCAUUCUUUCUCUUGCCCGCGAUAUUAUCCACAUGCUAUUCUCUCUCUCCACCCAAAUUACGCAAAUUUCACCCAUUAUUGUUCAACGCGAAUAUAUGCUACAGAUAUAAGAAUCUUCGUCCAAAGCAAAAAGUAAAGCGAUUCCCCAAUUUUCAAGCUGGCAUGGCAUGCUGUUGUUCAUGCCACUACAAUUUCGUCGCCGACAUGAAUCGAGCAGCUGGAGCCGCAUCCAUAGCUUAUAAGACCCAUUUCUCUACUCUUUCUAUCGAUAAAUUCCCAAGAACUCCCAAGAAUCCUCGGCUCGGAUUUGGGUUUCUGUUUCGGAGAAAGGAUCGAUUGUUUAAACGGCAGUUUGGGUUUAUAGCAUGUGCAGAGAUCCCUAAACCCUUCUCCCCAAACAUCGGACUUGAUUCUCAGCCCUAUGAGCUAUCACAGUUAUCUUGGAUUGGUCCGGUUCCAGGAGACAUUGCAGAACUUGAGGCAUACUGUAGAAUCUUUAGAGCAGCUGAACGCCUCCACAAUUCAUUAAUGGAUACACUUUGCAAUCCCAUAACAGGUGAAUGUAAGGUUUCCUAUAGCUUCCCUUCUGAAAACAAUCCACAAUUGGAAGACAAAAUAGUUUCAGUACUUGGUUGUAUGGUAUGUCUUUUAAAUAAAGAAAAAGAGGAUGUUCUUUCCGGAAGAUCAUCUAUUGUAAACUCUUUCCGUGUUAAAGAUGCAAGUUUAAUUGAAGAUAAGCUUCCACCACUUUCCAUCUUUAGAGGAGAGAUGAAAAGGUAUUGUGAGAGCUUACACGUUGCUCUAGAAGAUUUUCUUACAGUUGAUGAUGACAAAAGAAGCUUGAAUGUUUGGAGAAAUUUGCAGAGAUUGAAGAAUGUCUGUUAUGAUUCUGGAUUUCCUCGUUCUGAUAACAACCCUUGCAAUACUUUGUUUGCGAACUGGAAACCGAUCUAUUUUUCCUCAGAGAACAAUGAAUCAGACCCCUCAGGGGAUUCUGGAGUUGCUUUCUGGAGUGGCGGGCAAGUAACAGAAGAAGGUUUAAAUUGGUUAUUAGAGAAGGGAUUUAAAGUAAUAGUAGAUCUUAGAGAAGAAAUCAUUAGAGAUGAUUUCUAUCGAGCUAGAUUGGAUAAUGCAGUUUUAUCUGGUGAAAUCGAACUGAUCAAACUCCCUGUUGAAAUUGGCAGGGCACCUUCAAAGGAACAGGUUGAGCAGUUCUCUGCUUUACUGAUGGAUACUUUAAGAAAACCUGUUUAUCUCCACAGUAAGGAAGGAUUUAGGAGAACUUCUGCCAUGAUUUCGAGAUGGAAGCAAUAUAUGACGCAUUACAAAUCUCAAGUAGAUGAUGCAAUACAAAUUUUGGAUUCAACAAAUGGUUCUGCUAGUGAAUUUCAAACCCAAGUUUCUUCCUUGACUCAAAACGAUGAUCAAAUCAACGAUACUGCUUUCUCGGUUGGAAUAGACCCUUUCAAGUCGCAGUUACCUCCUUGCAAUAUCUUUUCUAGGAAAGAGAUGUCCAAUUUUUUCAAAAGCAAUAAGGUAUCUCCUCUGAUUUACUCCAAAAAUAAGGUAAUAAAGUUGGAGGACCCAUUAAAAUCUUACAAUGGGACAACUCAGAAAACUGAGAUUGCUAAGAGCAAUCAAGAACAGGGAUUUGUAGAAUCCAAAAUUUCGAAUGGAUUUGUUGGGAGUUACGAUCGUGUUCGUUCUCCACUUACUGUGAACGGAACAGCUAGUUAUAAUACCAGUUCAACAGCCGAAUCGGAUGAGGGAAAUGAAUCUCCAGGUGAAGAAGAGGUGAGGGAAACGAGUCUGGCCAUGUUUGAUUCAGAUAGUUUAGUCCCAAUUGAUAACAAUAUGUGUGCUUCUGAAACUGGGGUGGUGAGAAUACAAUCUAGAAGAAAAGCCGAAAUGUUCUUAGUUCGAACAGAUGGAUUUUCUUGCUCAAGAGAAAAAGUAAUGGAAUCGUCCUUGGCUUUCACCCAUCCAAGCACCCAGCAACAAUUGCUUAUGUGGAAAUCACAGCCAAAAACUGUCCUGUUGCUGAAGAAGCUUGGUCAAGAACUUAUGGAAGAAGCUAAAGAGGUGGCUUCUUACUUGUAUCACCAAGAGAAAAUGAAUGUUCUUGUUGAACCAGAAGUGCACGACAUUUUUGCUCGAAUUCCUGGAUUUGGAUUUGUUCAGACUUUCUAUAGUCAAGAUACUAGUGAUCUUCACGAAAGGGUUGACUUUGUAGCAUGCCUGGGUGGGGAUGGGGUCAUAUUGCACGCAUCAAAUUUAUUCCGAGAUGCUGUUCCUCCGGUGGUAUCAUUUAAUCUUGGAUCCCUUGGAUUUCUCACAUCUCAUAGUUUUGAAGAUUAUAGGCAGGACUUAAAACAAGUUAUCUAUGGGAGCACAUUGGAUGGUGUUUACAUAACACUUCGCAUGCGCCUUCGAUGCGAAAUAUUUCGUAGAGGAAAAGCAAUGCCUGGUAAAGUUUUUGAUGUUCUCAAUGAGAUUGUUGUUGAUCGCGGUUCAAAUCCUUAUCUUUCCAAAAUUGAAUGCUUCGAACAUGACCGCCUUAUUACUAAGGUGCAAGGUGAUGGAGUCAUUGUCGCCACUCCUACUGGUAGCACUGCUUACUCCACGGCUGCAGGAGGUUCCAUGGUACAUCCAAACGUUCCUUGCAUGCUCUUUACGCCAAUCUGCCCGCAUUCACUCUCAUUCAGACCUGUUAUACUUCCAGAUUCAGCUCGGCUUGAAUUAAAGAUACCGCAAGAUGCAAGAAGCAAUGCUUGGGUGUCUUUUGAUGGGAAGAGAAGACAACAGCUCUCACGGGGCGAUUCCAUCAGGAUUUGCAUGAGCAAACAUCCAUUACCGACAGUUAACAAAUAUGAUCAAACGGGUGACUGGUUUCGUAGCUUGAUUAGAUGCCUCAAUUGGAACGAGAGACUUGACCAGAAGGCCUUAUGAAUCCUAUUAAACAUUACUUUUUUUCUUUGGUCAUAACAGCUUCAUGAUGUAGAUAAUAGAAUAUCUGUACAGAUUCUGUAUACGAAUUAGCCAUAUUGCUAUAGUACGAGCCUCUAAAAUGUACUAUACUCUUUAUUCCUCAAA
Messenger RNA from Impatiens glandulifera, 3171 nucleotides. RefSeq names its product NAD kinase 2, chloroplastic. The transcript has 8 exons. Lineage: Eukaryota; Viridiplantae; Streptophyta; Magnoliopsida; Ericales; Balsaminaceae. Bases 31 to 3027 code for a protein of 998 amino acids. The record is from RefSeq and is a predicted model, not a curated record. Gene Ontology annotation, molecular function: NAD+ kinase activity. Gene Ontology annotation, biological process: NAD+ metabolic process; NADP+ biosynthetic process.